Molecule: messenger RNA, 16406 nt
Organism: Spirodela intermedia
Lineage: Eukaryota; Viridiplantae; Streptophyta; Magnoliopsida; Alismatales; Araceae
Source: the annotation of a GenBank genome assembly
AUGGCGAUCUCUCGGCCGGAGUCCGAGGUUCUCCCGGCCGGCGACGCCGAUGCCAAUCCGUCGUGGUUCACUCCGAAGAGGUAGGAUUCUCAUUCCCCUCUCAGACUCUCCUUCGCUGGCGCCGUAUCCUCCCACUGCACUCUUCCGCUCCUUCGCGUUUUGUUUCCGAGACCUAAUUCAGAACAUAAUCUGUCUUCGUAGUCACCUCCCCCUUUGGUUCUUUGGUUUCUGUUGUUGUAUCGGGAUUCGGUGAUGCAUCGGUUUACCCAUCAAAGAGAGUGCUCGGAGUUCAUACAUGUGUAGAUGGGUUGAAGUACCGAGUUCAAUUUUAAUGUCCAGUUCCGUGGGAGUUUUAUUUCAUGGGGAUCCUUUCAUUGUUUCGAAACUGGCCGUUUAUGUUCUAGCUGGAAAGUUUAGACUGGCCGUUAAAUGCGUAAAUCCGUUGGUGUCAAGCGAUUUAAAAAGCCAUUGUAAAAUAAAGGUAAAAUUUUCCACUGAAACAUGCCAUAUCUUGUCCAGUUUGUACAUCUUUGGCAAAGUUGGGUUGGCUACUGAAUAACAUAGUCAGUGUUCAACUGCGGUAGCGAUUACCUGAUGUCAGGUCCUCUCCGUGCCACCUGAAGGAUCCGUUGAGGUUACCUUACACACGCACACACACGCACACAGACAUUUAAGUUUGGAGUAUCAAGGCAGAUAUCUCUUUCAUCACUCGAACCGGGUUUGACUUUAUGCAUUCAGGAAAUAGGCAAAAUAAGAAUGCGGUAAUCCAAAAGGAAGAGAAAAAGACGAUGGAUAAUGUAAAUCUAUGUUUUUUAGGGAUAGCUAAGAAUAAACCAAAAGGAGGUGAAGAAAGAUUCAAUAGCUUGACAAGAGUACACGGAUUCCAAGAGCAUUAAUUUGAUGUCAUUUUAGAGGAAUGGAUUGGCAUUUUCUUGAGCUUACCUAAUUUUCAAAUCCCUUAAAUCUCUAUUUAAAUAUGUAAUUACCUUGCUUCAUGUUCAGAUUGUGUGUUUUAUUAAACUUUCAAUUGAAACAUGUGAAUAUUUAAUAAUUUUAAAUUUUAUGUCAAGUUCUAUUUCAAAAAAGUUGAGUUCCUACCUACCAUGUUUACUUCUGCACUUCUUCUAAGGUGUUGGAAUCAUGAUACAGUCGUUGAAUGAGAGGAUAUGCAUAAAAGGAAAUUUAAUUUAAAGCAUUUACUUGAAUACAUAAAGAACAUUUAUAAAGAUGGCCCAUAAAAUUUGUGUAAGGUAAAUGCUACAUUCCAUUCUGAUUUCAGACGAGAUGUUUUACUUUUGAGCCAGAAAAGGAAUGCAGUUCUAUCCUUCCCCAGAUUUCAAAUUGUUUAUCUUCAUAUUCUUUGAACCGAAAAUUUUCAUCUUGUAGUCAGUAAUGAUGCCUAAGAGAUUUUUUUAGUUAGAUGAUGUUACAGAAGUAGAUUGUUUAACCCAAUGAUCUCUGGUUGCAAUUUUCAUUUUUACAUAGUUACACAUGAGAUAUUUCUAGUUGAUAUACUUAUAUUUUGAACAGUGCUUUUAUUAAGAAGUUACAUACCUCACUAAUGUUUAACCAUAUGUUUCCGUUUUCUCAUCUCGCUUUGUCUAUUACAAUUAAAUAUUGGGGACACCUAGGCCUAAACAUGGCAAUGUUUUUUCUUUAUGGUUAAUGGAGGAAGAAUACAUGUGCAUGCGUAUAAAAUGGCAUUGAUAUCUCUACUUUCAUCCUGAGAAAAACCCCACUUUUAGCAGUUGAUGCCUCUCUUUUAUAUUGAAAUUUAAUGUCAUGAUUUGUAUUCUGUUAACAAUGUCUUAUUGCUAGUUCUUCUUUCUCGUGGAAUUCAUAGUCUUCAAAAUUGAAGAGAUGCCUUCCAUUUCAUUUUAUCGUUAUUCCAUUCAUCCCUUAAGGACGACCAGUUUGACCUAAUCGGCCACAGGAACCUUGGCUAACUCACCACUAAACUUUGUUGUUCUACAUAGAAUCCAGUUUAUUCACUAUUUUGGCACUGUUUUGCAGAUUACUUGCGAUCUUUUGCGUCAUCAAUAUGUUAAACUAUAUUGAUCGGGGUACUAUAGCAAGCAAUGGAGUAAAUGGGAGUGCCAGAACAUGUAGUGAGAGUGGGAUAUGUACUGCGGGUAGUGGAAUACAGUAUGUAUUGUUGUGCUUUUCCUUAGAUCGUCAUAUUAUACUCGCAUGCAUUGUUUCAAAAACUUUCCUUGUUUCUAUGAUUGGUUUCUCAUCGUUGCCUUAUUUUGUGUGCAGUCCAAUGCUAACCUAAAAAUGAUUUGGUAAGAUGUAACCUGUUGGGUCAUGGGUGUCUGGUGGUUGUUUUGCCUGGGGAUUGAGAAGUAGGAUCCAUCUCCCUUGAUCUGGAAGCAUCUUUUUCUGGACUACGAGAUAUUUCAGCAUAUCACCUGUAGGAGAUCCUUGAAAUUGAUAUUGUUCUCCUCUUAUCCUCAUUAUUUUUUCCCUUUCUUGGUACAAUGAAGAUCAUAAAGGUUAGUUAAUUGUAAAACACAUCACUUCUGUUUUGUAUUUUCCUUCAGAAUUUUGGUCUUUGAGAAUGACUAUAGUUCUCCAGAAUUUUGGCACGUGGGAGAUUAUUUAUGUCAAACUAGUGCUUAUUUCUUCCCUUAUUCGGCCUCUUCCAGCCCUGAUCAUUAUAGUCCUAUUUUGAUGAAUAUGAUGGCAUCAAGAAGGUUGACUAUUAUACUACGUAUAACCCUCAUACUUACCAAGAAUGAGGGUAAGGUUACAAUGUGGGGGCCUUUAAAUAGGUCUAAAAAACCGGAUCAGUUAUAAUAGUACUUCAAAGCAGUUUCGAAGCAUUGUAAAGCAAAUUCAAAAAUGCAUACAAAGUGGGAAAAACUUACAGCACUAAUCUUUGACGUGUUUCUCACCUGUUUUGUUAUGGGCCUAAUGUUAUUCGGGUGAUAUUAUCCUUGUAACCCAUCCUUCAAGCUUUCAAAAGGCCUGGCCCACCGGUUUUGGGCCAUCUAGCCCAAAAAAAAUUUACCCUUCUCUUUGUUGGAAGUGAUAUCCAACUUCAAUUUUCAUCAUCGUUCUAGCAUGCUUCUUUGACUGGAUGACACAUUUUCAUCUUCAUAACUGUUACAGGUGUACAAAACUGGCAAAUUUAUACCUUAAUAAAAAAGAUGAACGUUUUGUCCAGAGUUUAUUCUAUAGUUUUAAUGAAAUAUGGCCCUUACUUUUCAGAUAGAGGAAAUCUAUGUUUAUCAUAAAACAUUAUGCCGCAAUUUUGAUCUUUUCUCAUUCACUUAUUUCUUUCUAAAAUGUUUGGUUGAGAGCUUCUGUUUGAAUAAAGUAGAAGACUAAAUAGCUGUUGGGUUCUUGGUUGACUGCUUAAUGAUGUGAUAAAUGGGUGCAGGGGAGACUUCAACUUGAAUUACUUUGAAGAUGGUAUUCUCUCAUCUGCUUUCAUGGUUGGACUUCUGGUUGCUUCUCCAAUAUUUGCUUCCUUGGCAAAAAGGUUUUUUUUCUUUACUGAUGUAUUUAAAUCUCUUUUGCAAUUUUAUGCAGAUAGAAGGCCAUGGAUAGUGUUUUUAUCAACAAUUACAAAAGAUCUGUGGUGUUAUCGUUUUUCCAAUCCUUAGGUUAAUGUAGGCGGAUUUUAGUUUCUACCCAAAAAGUUGAAAUCUAGUUAGGGAUUGUCUCUUAUUGGUGUCAACGUGGAAAGGAAAAGAGGGGUGAGAUAACAUGCUGCUUUCUUUCUCUACUUUAUUCCUUUCUAAUUACCUAGACUGAUAAGGGAUCGUGGAAGGUUGAAGAAGAUCAUUGAAAACCUGCAAUGACUUUUUUUUCUUUGAAGUUUCCCUAGGAAAUAUUCCUUCAGAAAGCUUUCAUAAGAGUUUUAACGGAUAGUCUGUAUUGCCUUUAUGUGGCCCUGGGGGUUGACCCUGCCCUUGAAGGUUAAUAUGGCAAUUCUUUGAGUACGGUAAGUAUUCAUUUAAUCAUCCUUUAAUUGUGGGGUUUUAGUGACAUUUUCGAGCUGGAUCCUGCCACUUAAGUGGUUAUAAAAUGUUUAGACGAUGCUUUUGGCAUGCCGCUGUAUGUGCCUCACGUGAAACAUUUAGAAGAGUUUUUAAAAUGAUGUACCUAAUUUGGUUGAGAACGAGUUAUUACUUAUCACUUCCUCUGUUUUCUGUAAGAAUUUUACACAAACCAUACAAGGAUAAACAGUCGGGAAAAAUCUCUACUGCUUCUCAAAUCAUAGAACAGUUGACAGUUAUAUGCAAUUACCCUGGCCACAAAAAAAGGAAACUUCAUGGAUUAAGGAAACUGAACAGCAGAUACUAACUCCUAAUCACACGUUUUUCCCGCUGAAUUAUGUUCUGCUUCUCCUGUAUCUUGACUGCCUUGUGUAAACCACGGCGCAGUUGCUGCCCCUCUCUCUCUCUCGUCCUCCUUCCCUCUCUGUGUCUACUUCUGAUACUCUUCUCCUAUCUCUCUCCUUAACAAUAUACCCCCUUUCUCUCCAUUAUAAACUGUCUUCCGAUUUCCUUUGUCGCUCAUAAAGAGGAAGAAAGUAAUGGGGAAUUAACUCUUUCUCCCAUUCCGUUUCCAUUAUCCUUGUUACGUUUCUUCCAGUGUCACCAAACGGAUGUUAGAUGAUUGGUCAAGUUGGAUGGUGAACUGCUCUCCCUUACAUUUUGUAACUUAUCUCUUUACCAAACAUCCUUUCCACGUUCCUCUGAAGAAAUAAAAUCAAUGCCUCAGCGUCUGCGAUCCAAGAUAUUUCUAUCACUCCCAUUUCUUUUCCUCCCUCUCUAGCUACUUCCCUUCAUAGCCUCUCCUUGGCAACCUCUCUGCCAUAUUUGCAGUUCCUUCGCGUUUAGUUUUUACCCUUUUUUUAUUUCCUCUCUUUGGUCCUUUCUGUUGAGAGACCAGAAACAAUGAGAAGAACGAAUCAACUUUCUCUGUUAUUAUGUCACCUCUAAAAGCUAAAUUUUAAUGAACCAGAUCUUGUCUUCAGGUUAUUUAUUCCCAAUUUUAAUGAAGCAUAACCUUUUAAAGCCCCAGAGAAGCUACUAAAUAAAUCUAUGCGCUUAAAAGGUUAGUUCUGUCCAUGUGUAUCAUCGUUUACGAGAAAAUUGCUGGAAAAUAACAGUAUUAGUAUACUAGGAGAAUCUUCAGUAGUUUCUUAUAUCUCCAGAUCUUCGUGGAGAAACACUUCUGGUUAAAAUAAUAAUGUGGGUAAACUGCGGUAAUCUAGAUGAGAUAAAGAUCAUGUAGACAGAAUCUAAUAUGAAUUCGACGUGAGCAGUCAUAUGUUGCUACGUAACCAUUUGGAAACUAAUAAAUGAGGUUUCCUUUAUUUGGAGCAUGUUCAGCUUUAUUCUCAGUCAAAUGAUACUAGUAUCUCCAAGGAUAAUGAAUUGUUCCACACAUCUAAUCUUACAUACCAACAAGUGGAUGGUGAGCAAUAAUAAAUAUGUUGUAUGGAAAUACUAACUAUCAAGAGCCGUAUUACUUUCAUAAAAAAAUGUUUAAUUUUGUAAUUCUAGUAGAACUCAUUUCAAUGGGCAAAAGGAAAAGGGUUAAGGAUCAUGCACUGGCAUGCUUUCACUUUACAUGUAGAUAAUUGGAUAUCGUUGCUUUGGAAGCUAGUUUCGAUUUUUUACCGCUGACAUGUCAUAUUACUUUUUCUUUGGAAGCUACUUUUGCUUUCAUUCGUUAUGUACAAAUAGUACUAAAUAUCUUUAAAAAGGAAUGAAAGAGAAGAGCAUGCAAGUAAUGGUAAACUUAUGCGCCUGAAAUAGUAAAUCAUUGGGAAAGUCGAUGCCUAAACAUAUUACUUUGUAUGCACCUUGUGAGUCAUAAAAUUUGGACGUAUUUGUCAUAUCCUUUGUACAUUUUCUCUGCAGCCAUAACCCGUUUAGGCUUAUUGGAGUUGGACUAUCAGUCUGGACUCUUGCUGCUGCGGGCUGUGGCUGUUCUUUUGGGUUUUGGUCCAUUACAAUUUGCCGAAUGUAAGUAACGCAUACCAUUGCCAUGUAAGAUUUAAUCCCUGGAUAAUCACGGUGGUCAUCAGACUUAAGUUCUAUCUUUCUAGGCUCGUGGGUGUUGGUGAAGCUUCCUUCGUAAGUCUUGCAGCUCCAUUUAUUGAUGAUAAUGCCCCUAGUUCUCAGGUCUGUUUUUUUGGCUCGUUUCAUAUGCUUAUCUGGCAAUUUGAUUUUUUUCACAUUUAAUUUGCUUUGAAGAAUCAUUGAGUAUCUUAGUUUAGAUUUUUGCAAUUUACAUCUCCUUGCAUACUAGCUACAUUUCAAUGAGAUAAAUUUCAGACAUUGACAGUUUGAAGGUUGCAUUGUACAUGAUCUGGUAGACUCAUCUUUCUCUAAAAAUGAUUUUUAAUUUUUAUUUAGGAAAAUAUUCAUUCAGAAAACUAUUCCAUUCUUUCAGCGAGAGAAUUUUUGUGUGGUGUGCAGGCUAGAAUCUAUAAACAUCUCCAUGCUGUUGAGCAUCUGAAACAAGUACCCCGUUCUUUUGGGGACACUGCGUCACCCUAAGUUUAUUUUUUAUUUAAUUUAUUAUUUGACUCUUAUGUUCCCUGAAGAACUUGUUUCAGAAAUGUUUUUCAUUCGUCAUCUGUCGUACCAAGAUUAUCAGUCUGCUUUUAACCGGUUAUAAAUGCUAUCGAGGAUGUGAAUCCCUCUAGGCCUAACUGACUGAUUCUAGUUCAUGUUUACAGUAUAUUUAUAUAACUAUCCUAGUCUCUCCGUUCUUAGAACAUAUAUCAUCUACCGAGAUUACCUCGUUUUGUCCUGCGUUUGAGCAGUCAGGUUAAUUGGUUUUGUCAUAUUACCCAUUGAUUUAAUUUCUGUUGACAGAAAACAGCAUGGCUUUCGAUCUUCUACAUGUGCAUACCUGUCGGGAUUGCAUUUGGCUAUGUUUAUGGAGGACUGGUAACAUUUAUUUCUAUGAAUUUCCUCACUCUGGAGAACUUUAUUUCUUUGGAUAAAAUUUGAAUGAAAAUUGUUUUAAUUCCAUAAUCUGUGUUUUAUGUUUUUUCUUUUUCAUUGUAUUUCGCAAUCAUCCUAUUCUCUGAUGAAAAUAAAGUUCGCUUGCGAAAAAAGCUUUGCCGUGGUCUAUCAUUUUCCUAGAGCUGAUUCACUCUCCCUUUGUCAUUUAGACUCAUGGUGAUCAGUAUGCCUCUGUUGGUAGAAAAUGGAAAUGUUGGUCUGACUAGAAAUUUUUUAUGAAGAUUCUGCUUCACAUUAAUUUUAAUCUAGAAAUAUUUUGCUUGGCUCUAGUAGUUUUUAUAGGUGAUAGACAGUUCAUUUGUUGCCUACAGGUGAUAAAGGCUCAUAUUUAUAAUUUUAGCCGAUUGCUACUAAACACCAGGCCUCUCCCUGCACAAUUUUUCUAGGAAUAUGGCUCCUAGCUUGGCACCGUAUACAAUCAAUAUAAAAGAGCUAGAAACAGCAUUUUAUCCUAUGAUUGUUGUUUCCCCAUGCUUACGCCCAAACAUAAGUCUGUAGAUCCACCUCUGCUAUGCCUAAAAAGAAAACCAGUCAGUUCUACCCUUCCCAAAAAUAGAAGAAAUCUUCAGUAUUCUGAAUAGGGUCGUUGCCCAAGAUUUAAUGUAGUAUUCGUUCUUCUAACCAUCUUUCAAGUUUUCUCAAACGUAGAGAGUUCCUAUUCCUAGUAUCUGUUCUCCAGUAGUUUGGGCAAUUUAUCUUUCUGCUCUCACUCUAUCUCUUCGUUUUUUUCGCACAUCCUGAUGUUACUUCAUCAUCAUUUCAAUUUUAUGUUUCCUUACCGUGUCGUAACCUACUUUGAACUACAAACAAAAUGCCUAUGAAUUUUUUUUCCAGGACCAGAUGUAUGUGAUAAAUUGUGUUUUUUGAUGCUGAUCAUAGUGCUAAGUAAAUGUAUCUGAAUUAAAUCAGAUCAUACACAAAUUAUUGCUUCAUAUAGAUUUUCACCAGGUUUCUUUAAAUAUGUGUUCUUUAUGUAAAAUAUCAGGUUGGAGUUUACUUGAACUGGCGCGUUGCAUUCUGGGGAGAAGCAAUUUUGAUGCUUCCAUUUGCUAUUUUAGGCUUCGUUAUACAGCCAUUGCAGCUCAAAGGUAGUAUAUAUCCACAUUUUUUAAGUGGCUAGCAACACUAUUCAUUAGUAAUACAUCUCACUAUUUUGAAGUCGGACGUAUGUGCGGAUUCCCAUGCAUUCACAAGUCGCAUAAAAAGUUACAAAAUGGUGCUGUAUGCCAAGUUUUUCGAAGUUAUUAUUUAGACAUUUAUUGUUCCUUCCUCCUCACUUGACUGAUGUUCCCUAAUGACAAAUAAAGAAUCAUCCAUCAGUAUUUGUCUCAGUACCCAUCUUAAAGUCCAACAGCUCAGCAUAUAAUUGAGAUUUCAUGGCUUCCUCCUCACUAUUUGGAAUUUCAUGAGGAUUUCCUCUCAACUGUGUGAAGGGGCAUGCCUCUCCGUGGUUUAAUUAGGGUUCAUGGCUCCUUCAAUAGGUGCUUAGUGAUCAUAUGUUGUCAAUUUCAUGUGCAGUUCCAAAUGAGAAAUAUGAUCCCGCCAUUGAACUCAGUACCAGAAAGCGUCUAUUAUGGAAAAUCUAACCCUCCCUUUCGAUCUGUUGUAAAGUGUAUGGCGUUCUUUUCCGAAGUCCAUUUUGAAUCCUCCUUUUUAAAGCUAUAGAAAUUACUGUAGCCUUAUGAAAUCUCCAAUCUGCUCAAUCUACCUACUGUGGAGGUUCCUUCCAAAUGUGAGCUCCCUAUUUCCCUGUCUUGGCUGGGUUCAUGCGAAUAUAUGUGGCACUGCGACGGAUCUAAUGUGAUAUUGUGGACUUAUGGGAGUGCAUCUCCCAGGGUCUUUCCAUAACUGCCAUUAUCCUGUGACAUCUUACGUUCAUUCAUUUUCUACAUUUUGGAGAGAUACUUGAGGCAGCCUACAUGUAAGAGAUGCUCAUGAUAUCUGUUCUAACUCCUGUUAAUACCUAUCUAUUCUCCUAAAACCUUGUCUCACAAUUCCUUAGCUAAGGCAGCUAGCAAAUGUCGAACUGAAAUCUUUUUGAUUUUUUGAUCACCAAAUCCCUGUUCUCCUUUGAUUAUUUCCCAACGUGCAUCAUGUGACUAUGCAUUCUUUCUAUUCCCGUGACUUAGGAAUCUUAUCUUGAGUGGAUUUCUAUUGCUUCCCUGUUCUAUGCAUUCUUUCUAUUGACUAUGCUUCCCAACACAUGCAUUUCUAUUGCUUUAUACUUGGAUUUUUUUUCUUAUUACCCAUGCAAACGUGUAUUCUAAACGCUCAUGGAUUUUUAUUCAUAUAUUCAUUUCAAUUAUUUGAUGUCCGGUUAUUCAGGUUUCACUUCUUCUGACACGAAAAAGUAUUGUUCUUUGGAGAAAGAGGUUAUUCCAGAAGUUCAAGUCAUUUCGGGUAGGUUUCUGUUGACAUCAGCUCUCAAUUAAAUUUUGGUAAUAUCCAAGGUUCUUGGAUAAAGAUUCUCUCCAUAUCAUACAACAUGAUUCAAGAUAUUAUUAUAUGAACUUCCCUACUUAUUUUUUCAAGUUUCGAAGGUUCUAAAUUAAAUAAGCAUAGGAUACUUUGGGGGGGAGGGGGGAGGAAUAGCCUAAGUCAACCAUUGGUCCUAGGGGAAAAAAUUGCACAUGACGCGCUAAAUUCUUCAAGAGAUUUAGCCUGUCCUUGACCUACACUACUUCUGUAGGAGUUGUGAUGGUGCAACCAUGUCUGAUACUCCACUAAACUUAGCUUUAAGUUUCAAGAGUUCACUUUGGAGAAGUGUCAUCAAUGGGAUGCAGUUGACUAGGAGCCUUGUCUGGCCUAGUCUUUUCGGCCUUGAGUACAAAAGGUAAGACCAGAAGUGACGAUGGCUUGACUAUUGCUUAUCUGGGUCAGGCCCAAGCUUUGCUGGGCCUGUAUAGAAGGACAUGAGCUCCGUCCAGAAUGGAUGAAAUUCGUCCCAAAGCAGCAGACGUCAGCAUACCUCUCAUCAUGGGCCCAGCCUUGGAAAAAUGUCCUAGCAUGAGGUCAUUAAUAUCCUCAAUAAGAGGUAAAUCAUUGGGCCAGAAGUUCGGGCAAUGUGGGUGGUUAUGUAAUUGGAUCUACAUAAAUAUUCAGCCUAGAGGCUCAUAUUAAAUAAUUUUUCCAAUUGUACUGGACACAAGGUACAUUAUGUUUCUUUUGAUCUUAGUUAACAAUAGCGAGGAUCUUUGAGUUCCCACCCAAGUGGAAUCCUGGCUUGGCCUGGCCUGAAUUCAUCAAUUUAGUAGAAAAACAGAGAGGGGGGGACAAGGGCAAGGCAAUGAUUGCAUCAGGGAGACUAGAAGUGGAGAAAAUUAUCAGGGGAAAGGUAGAAGAUCACAAAAAAAGGGAGAGGAAUUCUUAUGUGGCCUUCAGAUAGUGGUAACAACAAUCAGCAAUUCUAAUUCUGGUAGUAAUGCCAUCAUCUAUGGCAUUUGAACGUACCAUGCUCCUUCUUCUAGACAUCAGAAAACCAUUAGGAUAUCAUUAAUGGACAAAUGAUAUCACGAACAAAGCCAAAAUGAAUGAUCAUGCUAAGAUUUUGCUAAAUGGCUUUUCAUGCUUAGAAUAUCUUCUAGUGGUUUAAUUUUUUAUUUUUAAAAUGAGAUAAUUCCCAGCUAUUAUGUCGUUUUUUAUGUCGGAUACUUAUUUUCAAGCGUUCACUAAUCUGAAUUGAAAUAAACCGCCUAAAAUUUAUGGGUUCCCUUUCCCGCUCUUUUUUUAUUAGUGGUAAAAAGUAAUAAUAUGAAUGUACGUGGUCCCAAGUAAUCACUAAUCUGAAUUGGGAUAACCCACCUAAAAAUGGUUCGUUUAAAUGCUGUAAAAUAAUGAUAACAAUAAUAACCUCAAUGGAUAUGCAGCAACAUUCUGACCAUUCUGUGAACUUAUCCUUUUGAAGAGCUGCUACAUUCCCGAAUAGAGACCAUCAAGCAUUCAAUUGCCAGCAUUUCGUUUGGUAUGCUAAUUCCCGGUCCUGUUGAACUUCAGGCUAGGGCUCAGGGCACAUCUCUGAAGCCAGCCACUGACCAAACCCUGAUAGGCUCUAGAAGACUAAUACCACGCUAGGAGGAUCUAUUCGGAGUGUCAAGAUGCCAUGUGAAUGUGAUGAAGGUGAGUUACGGUGGUGUGGUGGAGUUCCAUGGGGUUCCUGUUGAGGAGAGUGGUGGAGUUCCAUGGGGUUAAAGUAGAAGAAUAAAACUGUGAGGAAACUUGGGAGUUGUUUUGGGCAGCAGAAAAGAGGAUGCUAUGUUGUUUGCAGCAUGUGCCAACGUAUUACAGACGGGCAGGACCUGCUGCAUCUCUAAGCCUAUCAUUCCUGUUGAAAGUUGUCUGUCUUUUCUCAUAUAUGUGCUAACUUCAUACCUUGUCAUUGACGGUCCUAGAAUGAAUUUGUUACCAUAAAAUUUUUACGCAUCAUGUUUUUGUUUCAGAUGAGCCUCCCAGGGAUGAAGAAUUAAUUGAUGGAGCAACUAUGACGUCGACCUCGUAUGUCUAACUCAUGCCUUUACUGCUGAGGUUUUGAACAUCUAUAUAUAUAUAUAUAUAUUGACACGAAUUUCAUUAAAAAAAACAAGGAGGGUUUGUCCCUGCAUUUUUUUCUUUUCAUGCUGCUCGCUACUAGUUUUUAUGUUUUGGCUAUUUCUUGUUGCACUGUCCUCUGCAGAUUUUAAACUGUGGUUUUAUAUCUCCUUGCUCUUGUGGUUACCUUUACUUCUACUCUUUAGACACUCGUGUUUAAUCUCGUUUACAGUUGGAAAAACAUUUAUUUCAGUUUUUUAGUUUAUAUAAUGGCUAACGUUUCCUUACCACAAUUUAUGAGAACUCUUCAGAGUAUCAAUCUUUUCAAUCUUAUCAGGAUAUUCAUCUUGAAAAAUUUUACUUUAUCCAUCCGUUUUUUCUUUGAAUUCAGAAGAGCACAAUUUUAACACCUAGUCACCUUCCAUGCGAUUUGUUGCAUUAUUUGACAAAGAUUUCCUCUAUAUUUUAUUCUUUAUUUGUCUUAAACACUAUAUUGCAUUCUUUAUGUUUAGCGUCUCUAUUUGCUUUGAAAAUAGAAUUCCGAUGUUCUCAUAAUGAUUAUGCAUGAUUCAUUUUCAUUAAUUCAGGUUAUUUAAUAUGCAUGGUUUUAUUGUGGCAGACCUAAAAGUACAUUGAACAUUCUGAGUCAACUUGUAGUGUUGUGGAAAGAUUUGAAAGUUCUCUUGCAUGAUAAGGUUUACGUCAUCAAUGUAUUGGGUAAGCGUUUUAACUCUCUCUUUAUAUGACUGAUAAUCUUUGAUGAACCUCCAUUUUAUGUCGUCCAUCCUACAAAAUGUAUCAAAGUGCUUCAUGUUCUUCAAAAGGAUUAUAUAUCUAUCUAUAUCACUCUCCAUGUUUUAAAUGGAUGGCCAUUUUUCUGGAUGUACUCCAGAGGUGAAGGAAAUUUUAUUCUUUGGGAUAUUUGUAUCUUAGCUAUAGAAUUACUUUUUUAGUAAUUUGGAAUCGAUAUUUAGGUAACUUACUCUUUUUCUCAGGUUACGUGGCUUACAAUUUUGUUAUUGGUGCCUAUUCGUAUUGGGGUCCAAAGGCUGGCUACGCAAUUUACAAUAUGGUAAUGUGUUGAAUGAGCAUGGAGGACUCUAUUUAAUUUUAUGUAGCAGAUUUCAUGAGAUUUUUCGAACGGUAAAAUUAUAAUGGGGCAUCCUUCAUUUUACUAUCCGAUGUUUCUAAUCACGAUUUUUUGUAUUAACAAAGAUGGAACACUACAAUACCUAUCUUCACUUGCAAGCCAAUUUUUGGGCUUUGUAACAUGUAGAACAAAAAGGGAACCAGUACAACUUAAAACCAAAUGACAAUUAGUAAUGUAAGACUCAUAUAUACACUUUUGUAUUAACCAAUAUGAUAUUAUUUCAAUGUUCUCAUAUGUGUAUCUUCCCCAGGAAAAUGCAGAUUUGAUAUUUGGAGGAAUAACAAUAGUAUGUGGGAUCUUUGGGACACUAGCCGGUGGUUUUGUUCUUGAUGUCAUGCACGCUUCCAUAUCCAACGCUUUUAAGGUAAACCUUAGAUGCACUAGCGGAUAUUCUUGUUUGUCAGAAUUAAUGAUGUUGAUCACCUACAGCUGUUACAAGAUAAAUCUUUUUGACUCUUUUUUGUUUGUUUCUUUUUGGAAAUGAUUAUUGAAAUGGUUCUUUGAACUUUCUUUUUCAAUUGCAGCUGCUUUCUGGAGCAACUUUUGUUGGGGCCGCAUUCUGUUUUGGUGCCUUUUGUUCAAGGAGUCUUUAUGGUUUCAUAUCACUGUUUGCAGUUGGGGAGUUGCUGAUUUUCGCAACACAGGCACUGACUCUAUAUUUUGAUAUCCAUUACUUCUUCACACGACGCGUUGUUGUGUUGUCUCCCUCUUUUGUGACAUUUUUUUUUUGCUUGUUAAUUUAUUAUUUCUAUAAGAUUAGAUCUAAGGUUUGUGCUUUUUAUGGGUUAUCAGUCUCUUGUUUUUGAAGAUAGAAUAGAACUGAUUCCGGUUCAAAGCUUAAGAAAGUACUCUUCCACACUUGAUUAUGAAGUUCUUGAACUGGAAUAUUAGGUUUUAUGCCUUCUUCCUGGAUUAAACUUUUUUUUGUUUUCAUCACCCGCUUUUCAGGGCCCCGUGAAUUAUGUUUGUCUUCAUUGCGUCAAGCCUAGCUUGAGACCACUAUCAAUGGCUAUGUCUACUGUUUCCAUCCACAUAUUUGGUGAUGUGCCAUCUUCACCUUUGGUUGGGAUUCUCCAGGUUUGUCCUAUGGCUUCACAGUUAUACAUGUUUAUGUAUGUGAUGGUUUUUUCUCCUGAUGCAAGAUUAGCUAUUUGGCUCGUGAGCACUCAUAUCGAAUUUUAUCAAACAAAUGCGAUCAGAUUCAAUACAUUACAGGAACAUUAGGUUCACAGUAGAAAUGGACCCCUUGGAAGUUUUUUCGAGCGUUUGGAAUAUGCUUGAAAAAAUAAGUAAAGAGCGUUUGGAACAUUUGUCCCUUUGGAACUUCCAAGGUGCUUUGGAGUUGGAAAAGGAGAGCUCCCAUGGCCCUAAAAGAGCAGAAAAUGGCAUCAUCUGCACUGUCAAAGGAUGUGUAAAGCCACCUUACCGAGGAGAUAGUGAAAGAUAUCUAGCGUAGUGGUUAUUCAAGAGGAGGAAAAAGGGGGAACGGCGAAAACAUUCCAUAUAUGUGAGCAUGAGGCUAUUUUUUAAACAAGGGGAUUAAGAAACAUACUAAGGCAGAUAAAAUCAGUUCAGGGCGUAGAAUAAUGUACCAAGUACUUAUUUAUGCGGAGUCACUCUAUUCUUUCUUUGUGAUAUUUGGAAAAAAAAUGAAGACAUUCCUAGGCACCUCCAUGCCCUAGGGACUGUUGAAAUGAGCCUGCACAAGGCUUUGGAGAGAGUACCGAGAGACAGUAUGAACGCUCUAGAUUUCUGUAGUGAGAUUGUGUUGGAAUUAUAGCAUAGCUGCCAUGCAUAGAGCCAUGGAUUAUGAUUUGAAUUUUACUAAAUAAAAUCUCUAGAAAAAAAUAUAGAUACUUUUUCUUUCAGGGUAUCUUGUGGUAGCCUAUUAUCUUAAAGAUAUCCUUGGAAGUGUUUGAAUUCAGCCAAUGUUGUGGGAACUGACAUCCAAUGAGGAAAUGCCAGAGGGGUUAAGACUUUAAAACGGCUACAGGUCUCUUCUGUGGAUUAAAACGUCCCAAUGUCCGUGUCCAUGGAAGUUUCAGUUUUUUCAUGUUUAUAGACAACGAUCUUGCAACAACAUUCGGCAUACUUUUACCAGUAUCAACAAUUCUUCCCCACAUAUGCUUAGUAAAACGGUCAGGAUUCGCUGUACAUAUCUGAUUGACUAAUCAUUUGUUUUUCUUAGAUUUUCACUCGAAGCGCCUCUUAAUGGAUUAAUUAUCCACCUUAGAAAUCAAAAUUUGGAAAGUCUAUGAUCAGGGUGUCUGCUAAUUAAAUCAAAUGUCCGUUUCCAUAGGCAUUUACCGGACGCCAUCUACUGAUUGUUUCCUCGAAUUAAAUCAAAUCUCCGUUUCCGUUAAAUAUUUUUUUAAGUUGAAUAUGGAGGAGCUUUAAGGUGGAACUGUGCUUACAAGAAGCAAAAUGCUGAAGGGUUGUUCCUUUAGAUGGGUAGGGAACUUGGGGUACAAAUCUUUGUGAUGCUUAAUAUAUUCUUGAAUUUAAUCUGUAUGUCUUAAUUUUUUCUUUCUCUUAGCGUUUGUUUGGCAAGCUGCUGUUAAGUUACAUUUUAUGUUGGAUGGCCAUUCAAAGGAUGCCAAAAAAAGAGUUGUAGGGAAUGAUUUUGCCUAAACUCAAUGGACUUCGUGAAUUGGUUUAAUGGUAACACAGUCCCUGAUCCAUUGAGAUAGAAUUAUAACGGUGGAAGUUAGGAUUCUUUGCAGUGUUUUGGGCCGCCUGGAUUGAGUGAAACAGGAAACGUUUUCCGUAGGCAUUAGCAAAUUAGCAGAGAAGCAGAGUCAUCCUUGCUGGUUUUGGAAAAUACCCAGAACUACUUAGAACAUGUAAACCGAGAGGGCAGGGAAUUCCUGCUAACUCGUAUGUUCCCACUUUUUUUUCAUUCUCGUAUUUCUGUUCUAAAUACUUGUUAAAUCAGAAGUUAAGCUUUUUUAUCUUCAAUUUUGGAACUGGUGUUGCAGUUUUGAGGUUUCCAGUGGUGCUAAAGAAUCUUGCUCUUUUUUUUUUCUACCUUAUCUAUAAUGAAAUAUCAGGGAAAAUAAGAGGGGUCGGGGGCACCCAGAUGUGGGUAAGAAGAGAAGAAAUCGCUGAAAAUGCAAAUGUCAAUAAAAGCCCACCUCAUAUAGAAAUAUGGAAUAAAUCCACUUAUGCUCCUGUCAAUGCAGAGAUGUAAAGGGAGCUAGUGAAGACUUUAUCAAAGGAGCUAACUCGCUAAUAAAUUUAUUGAUAUCUUUCUUGGAACCACUAAUAAGAAAUCGUUGAUACUUGCUUAAAGCGUUGACAUGCUCGUUUAAUCUAUGGUUUCAACUUCAGGACUAUGUCAACAACUGGAGGGUCAGCGCUGAAGUUCUGACAUCCGUUCUGUUCAUUGCAGCUGGGAUAUGGUUCAUAGGUAUGCUUCAUUUGUUAGUUUCAUGCAGUGCAGGUAGAAGUAUGGCAGUCUGGCCUAAGAAACCAAAGUUUAUUUCCACUACCUUGGUCAUGAUUUGAAUUGCCAAUUCACCAAAAGAUAUUGAAAAUAUUAGAGAUACCCAUAUUCCCUGAUUAGCUUUGUGAGUGGAACUGUUCUUGAAGAACCUCUUCUCCCAAAUUUGGCAGGCGUUUUUCUUCCAAGUACAGAUAGGUCCAAUGAAGUAAGCGCCCAUGGCGGCGCCCCGUCUGCCGAUAGAUCGCCAUUGCUUGAUGGAAAUCCUGUGGAAACAAGUGACUCUGCUUAG